UUUACAGCUCCUUUUCCACGCCGCUCCAUAGCCCCUAGCCUUUUGGCGCGUCAAUUCCACCACCACCCAUCCAACAUCCACAUUCUUGGUCCACUUAUAGCCAGCGCGUCGUCAACAGUUCAAUCCGAUAUGAUAUAGUGACCAAGAUGAUGGCCUCUCAUCUUCGAGAGGUUUCCCUAUGAAGUGGAACGAUGUGCCUGGCUCAAAAAAAUCGAGUCGAAGUCGAACACCAAAUUCGACAGAGUACGAGGUAAAACUUUGUUCGCUGUUCCGGAACAUGAGAUCUCCUGACAGUGUGAUGUACGGACCACACCAAGCGGUCUGUUGCUGCGCACGGCGGGUUUAAUUCUCGGUUCGGAAAUCAGCAGGCAUGUGUAAUGAGUGUGAUAGUCUUUUGGUCUUCAGGACGAUGAUGUUGAUGAUAUCAUGGUGACCUUGUAUGGGUUUUCUUCUUCUUUUUUUUCUUCUUUCUAAUUCCCAUAAAAUGUGACCAGCAGAGCAACUUAGUAAGCGUUGGACACGAUGUUGGAAUGAAUAACCUAGCCCAAUUGUCAGUGUUGUGAAUCACUCAGUGAAGAGAAACACCAUAAUGCACCCCCUCCUGCGUACUUCACUCUUGUCCGCGUCUAAGCCUCCCUAAGCCAUGCUUUGAUAACCAAUCCAAGACGCCUAGUAGCGCAGCUAAUCCUGCUGGCUAACUCUCCACGCAUGACGUAAGUCGAGAACGCCUCGCCUCCGCAGAUUCUUGCGACCCCGGCCGCUUUGAUGCGGAGCCGAGGUACGCCUCAAACACCUCCGCUCCGCGUUCCUCAUUGCAGAGUUUCCCUCGUUUUAAGAUAACAUCCCCUCGCAUCCCGGAACCCCGCGUCUCAACCUUCUCCCUUGGUCCCUCAUAUUUGGAUCAAAUUAAAUAGGGCCAGCUAGGCUCAGUUCAUCUUUCCAGCCAUCUUCACGUAUCCGAGGGCUCAUUCGCGACGCACACUCACUAGCUCAGAAUGGCGGCGUUGGUGUCCGUCUUGGUAGCUGGACUGGCCAUCUUUGGGGGCUACACUUACGCCCCGGCCGCCCAACGUGCCGUGAAGCUCGUUGGUAUCGGACGAGUCAGCGUCAACACCUCCGUGUUGAACGGCGGCGACUUCGUCUUCAUCGACGACACUGUGUAUUGCGAGGAUCUGCAUCACCACACCCCGAGCGGGCUCCUCUUUACCGCCUGCGAUGACAACAAAGAGACGCGGGCCGCGUGGUUCCCCGGCCUGGCUAACCUCGACGACCCCGUCAAGAGCAGCAAGCAAAAGGGCUCCUUUCACGUCAUUGACCCCAAGGAUCUGACCCAAAAACGACUCAGGUUCGAGAACUUUGACAGCACCUUCGUCACCCACGGCAUCGAUGUCAUCUCGGACCCCCAGAGGCCAGAGGCGGUCUACAUCUUUGCCGUCAACCACGUCCCUCACCCGGACUACCUGGCCACCAAGAUCGGAGGCCAGAGCGAGCAGAAAGUCGUCCAGAAGUCCCAGUCGCGCGUCGAGAUCUUCCACCACGUCCUGGGGGCGUCCACCGUCAGGCAUCUGCGCACCGUCAUCCACCCGCUGAUCAAGAAUCCCAACGAUCUCUUCGCGGUGGACCCGUACUCGUUCUACGUCACGAACGACCACUACCACUCGGAAGGUAUCGGAAGAAUGAUUGAGGACCUGUUGCCUGUCACCUCUUGGACCACCACCGUCCACGUCCGCGUCGACGAGAUGUCCGCCCUUCUGCCUACUGAUGGCCUCAAGGUAGAGGUGGCCCUGUCUGGACUCCGCAACAACAACGGCCUGGGCCACGGUCGAAGGCCCGGGGAGAUCAUUGUCAACAACUGCGCCCGCGGAGAGAUCCACCUUGCCCAGCUCUCCCCUGAUCCCAAGAACACCAGCAUCGACCUCACGGAGACCAUCCAGGUGGACACGUACAUCGACAACCCGGCCUGGUUCGAGGACCCCUACAAGUCCGAGGUCCUCGACGCCAGCGGCUUCGUCCUCGCGGGCGUCUCGCGGCCCAUCGACAUCCUGGCGCAGGCCGGCGUGGGGGAGCCCAAGAUCGGUUCGAUCGUGUGGUACGUCAAGCCGGCCGCGGGCGGCGGCGGCGGUUACGAGAAGCGCAUCAUGUUCGAGGACGACGGCACGAGGAUCAGCUCGGCCGCGACUGCCGUCCUCGUUGCCAUCGACCCGAGCCAGGAGCAGGGCCAGAGGAAAGCCUGGCUCUUCAUCACGGGUUUCAUGUCGACCAGCGUUGUCGCCGUGAAGGUCGACCUAUAGGACGUGAUGGAUAGGUUGUGAAAGCUGGCGUGGUUGAGGGACUCCGAGUUGACUGCAUUCCUUUUGCGGCCAAAAGCGUCCAAGAGGUCAACAUCUUGAGUUACAGCUGGAGUACUUGAUCAUCUCGUUGCUCCGAAUGAAGUGAGUCAUUUGUGUGUGAAGCUGGUCUUAUUCUCAUUACAUGUCUUCACCUAUUAUUAUGUACCAAUCAAACACAUUUCCUCACACAGGUAUCUUGUCAUGUAGGCCUUUGCUCUUCACGUC
Molecule: messenger RNA, 2555 nt
Organism: Colletotrichum destructivum
Lineage: Eukaryota; Fungi; Ascomycota; Sordariomycetes; Glomerellales; Glomerellaceae
Product: Putative six-bladed beta-propeller, TolB
Exons: 2
Coding region: 996-2291 (431 amino acids)
Source: RefSeq, a predicted model, not a curated record